GUAUGUAUACGCGUUGUGCGGGAGCUCUGGGGGACGGAGUUUAUUUCUUGCCUAUAGUAAAUUCCUCCGUCGGUCCACCACCCCACCUGUCCUCCCUCGGGCUCGCUCUUCGAUUGUCGUCGUUACUCUUCUUUUUACCGACCGCAUGGCCGAGGUAAAAAUCGCCCCAGUUCUGCUCGCAUUUCGUUUGAGCGACGAAAAAAUGACGAAUAAAUUUGCACCGUCGGGAAACGAUGGAGAUCGAAAGUUCCGCUCUCCGAAAGGACUAGGGUCCCGGACAUUCGGGUCCGCGUCGAGGAAGUAGGUGGGGUACGCUUACGAGCGGCCGUAGGAAAGUUUCCAAGGACUACGAGACGACUCGUGUGGGGCGCAGUCUUUGACCCGUGAGCAUCCGAAAAAGAAUUCCAGGUAAAACGACGCUCGAAUCAAGAUAAUCCAAUUGUUUGUCUACGAGAACAGGGUUCGAGAACCCCGAGAGACCCACACGUCACGUCUCCGCGUCUCCGUGGGCCGGAUUAUGAGAGAUACCCGAGAGGCGAGACCGCGCAACGUAGCGGACCGAAAACAUCGUAGAUCGAACGGAUUACACUCGAGAACACUGGCUGGGGUCGGACGGUUUUCCGAACUCUCGUACGCAAGGAAUGGAAACUGACGUCACCCCGUAUACGAGACUGAUUUCAGUAAAACGUCAGAGGCAGAGGAAACUCGAUUUCACUCUCUCUCCUCUUUCUUCGAGGAUAUAUUUUGGGAAAGAAAAAAGGUUUGGAAUUGGAAAAAAAAAAAAAAAAAAUAUCUCGGCUCGUCCUCGCUUCGGGGUGAGGAAAUUUUUGAGGAGCUCACCUGUCGUCACCUGCGGUGCGAUGAUAUUCACGGAAUUCAUAAACGCGAGAAAACAACGAGGAUUACCUGAGAGGAUACUGUUCGGCUGGUCGAUUCCCCCCUGGGUCUGGAACGCGUAUCGUCAGAUCGGCAUUUUCGGCUUCGGGGCUGCUUGCACGACCUUGACAACGGACAUUGCGAAGUACAGCAUCGGACGUUUGAGACCCCAUUUCCGUCACGUCUGCAACACGGACGCCUGCCUCAUACCGGCAAAUCAGAACGUAUACGUGGAGAAAUUCGUCUGCGAUACCCUCAAGUACAGCGCGAAGACUAUCAAGGAAUCCAGGUUAUCCUUUCCAUCGGGACACUCGUCGUUCGCUGCCUACACCAUGAUUUACCUCAUAUUGUACCUGCAACUUCGAAUACAGUGGCGGAGCACGAAACUGUUGAAACACUUGCUCCAGUUUAUCUUUUUCUUCAUGGCCUGGUUCACCGCCUUGUCCAGAGUAUCGGACUACAAGCAUCACUGGAGCGAUGUCAUGGUUGGAUUUCUUCUGGGAGUAACCAUGGCUCUCGUCAUUGCUAAUUUCGUAGCGAAUUUUUUCAAAGACGAAGUACCGAGGAGUCGAGAGGUUGAGAAACUACGUGGAACGGAAUACGAGAACGACGCGACACAGGACAAGAUUGAAAGAACUCAAUCCACAGAGUUGUGUGAAUUGAGAUAGACAUGGAAGGUGUUCAUCUAAUCGAACUGUUCACCUCUUGGCAAUGGGCGAAUCAAGUCCUUUGAGAAAUCAAAACCGCAUGCGAUACGACGGCGAACCAACGGAUUUGUGAAAAAGCAUUAUUCACACAACUAGUAUUACCUUAGAUCUCAUUCGCAACCUGUCUUGUCCGUAUCAGAGAUGGCAGAGUUGUUAUUUAACAAAAUUGUUCAUUGUAAUCAGAUUCACAACACCGAAUGUCUUCAAUUACCGCUUUGUAAGCAUAUGUAUUUUUUAGUCGCUUAAUCAAUUGAUCGAUCGAUUCAUUCAUAAUUCUUGAGUACAUAUCGUCACCUUAGUACAACUAUUGUUCAACUAUAAAAAUCUGAUAAUGCUAAAAGCUAGGUGUCAAAGUACAAGAGAAAGGAAAGUAGAGAUUGUGGAUCAAAUCUGAUUCUCUCUGAACAUGAUGGUGCUAAACGAUCUUGGGACUCUCCUUGAUAAAAGGGGUUAUCGAGUGAAGAAUUGAACAUGUUUCUACAAUAAAUUUAUCCUGAAAUAAGUAAGAGUAA
This is a messenger RNA of Athalia rosae (coleseed sawfly), 2095 nucleotides long. RefSeq names its product putative phosphatidate phosphatase. The coding region runs from base 642 to 1544 and encodes 300 amino acids. The transcript is spliced from 8 exons. NCBI's taxonomy places the organism in Eukaryota, Metazoa, Arthropoda, Insecta, Hymenoptera, Athaliidae. Gene Ontology annotation, biological process: phospholipid metabolic process; signal transduction; phospholipid dephosphorylation. Gene Ontology annotation, molecular function: phosphatidate phosphatase activity. The record is from RefSeq and is a predicted model, not a curated record.